AUGGUAUCAUCUUUCUCUCCACGAGUUCGAACUUCUGGUGGAGUGGAGUCUGUGAAAGUUGUCGUACGAUGUCGCCCAAUAUCGGAAACCGAAGCUGCUGCUGGACACAAAAAUGUUGUAAAUAUGAAUACCGAAAGAGGUGUUGUCGAGCUGUGGGAUCCAAAGUCGUUAAUGGAACCUGCGAAGACAUUCACUUUUGAUGCACUUUUUGGAAUUUAUUACAGCCGUAUCAAAAGUUCAAAGCAGAUUGAUCUUUAUGAUGAGACGUUUCGCGAGCUUGUUGAUUCGGUUCUCAACGGGUUUAAUGGUACUAUUUUUGCAUAUGGCCAAACUGGCUCCGGAAAAACCUAUACAAUGGAAGGUACACAUGAUAAUGAAGAACUUCGCGGAGUAAUCCCAAAUUCAUUUGCGCAUAUUUUCCAGCAUAUAGCGCAGUCACACAACCAACAAUACUUAGUUCGGGCUAGCUAUCUCGAAAUAUAUCAAGAGGAAGUUCGCGAUUUGCUGAGCAAAACUCCGGAAGUAAAAAUGGAACUACGGGAAAGACCAGAUACUGGAGUUUACGUUAAGGAUCUAACCUCUUUUGUUACAAAGUCAGUAGAAGAAAUCCGACACGUGAUGUCAGUGGGACGAAGUAAUCGUUCGGUCGGGCGGACUAACAUGAAUGAGCACAGCAGCAGAUCCCAUGCCAUAUUCAUUGUGACUGUUGAGUGUAGUGAGGUCGGUCCUGAUGGAGAGAACCAUAUUAGAGUUGGAAGAUUAAAUUUGGUAGAUUUGGCUGGUAGUGAACGGCAAUCAAAAGCGGGAACGUUUGGAAAACGCUUCAAAGAAGCCACCAAAAUCAACCUUUCACUGUCUGCGCUUGGUAACGUCAUAUCUGCUUUGGUUGAUGGGAAGAGCACGCAUAUUCCUUAUAGGGACUCAAAACUUACAAGACUUCUUCAAGACUCUCUCGGCGGUAACGCGAGAACAAUAAUGGUUGCAAAUAUUGGGCCGGCAUCUUUCAAUUACGAGGAAACGCUGGGAACUUUGCGUUACGCAAACCGAGCAAAAAAUAUAAAGAAUAAACCAAGGGUUAAUGAGGACCCAAAAGACGCACUUUUGCGAGAGUUUCAGGAGGAAAUAGCUCGUCUGCGCGGGAUGCUUGAAAAAAGGGCUUCGUCCGCACAAAGGAAACGUAAACGGGAGAAAAAAGCCACUGUGGGGGUUUCAGCUGAAAUCUGCAAUAAUUUGUCUUUAGAUUCGCUGACUGCUGAAGAUUUCUUGAACGAGCAGCAAGCGAAGCUUCAAAGCGAGAAAGAGGCAAUCAUUGCUAACACAGAACUUAUAGAAGAGGAAAAGAAACAAAUUUUAUCAGAGUUGGAAGAACGUGUGCAGCAAUUAGAGGAGGAGAGAAGAGCUCAGUUGGCAGUUGCGGAGAAAAUUAAAACUAUGCAAAGCAAAAUGUUGUCAGGGGAUGGCAAUCUUCUUGAUCAGACAAAUGAACAACAGAAGCUUUUGGAUCAACGGAGAAGGCAGCUUGCUGAACAAAAGAAGAAAGAAAGAGAAAUCCUCCAACAGCUUGAAGCUCAAGAAGAUACCACUGCCGAAAUCCAUCAAACGUUCGCGAAUUUGCGACAAGAAGUAGAAGCUAAAACGAGGAAGCUGAAGAAAUUGUAUUUAAAACUGCAGCAGGUGAGGGCAGAAAUAGCGGAUGCUGCAAGUAGUCACUCGCAAGAACGACGAGAUCUUGAGUCUUCUGUGACCGAAAUGAAUAAAGAAUUAAAGCUGAAGUUACUUAUAGUCGAAAACUUUAUUCCACCUGAUAUAAGAGAUAAUUUACGAGAACGGGCCUACUGGGAUGAUGAUGAAGACACCUGGAAACUUGGCAAACUUAACGAUGUGCAGCAAAAAAAUGGUACUUCCGAGGACGUGCUUGUUGAAAGUGCAGCAGACUCAGGAGUUUUGGCCAGUGAGGCUUCAACAAGCAUCAUCUCUUCUCCGCCCUAUAAAAACCUACUUGAGAAACGUCCUAUUUCAAUUCCUGGUAUGCGUCGUCCAACGACAGAUUUCGAAAAAAUAAAUCUGAAUCAGCUGCGACGGAAAUUACGAGGGCAGCAGUUGCGAUACGCAACAUAUCCUGAAAAAGUCUGUGGAAUUGCACCUGAACAGAUUCUGAGGUACUCUGGUGAGAAUGUUAUUGUGUUCCUGUCUCUCGAAAAAUUGGAAAGGCGAACCAAGUCUUAUAAGGAAGCCCUCUUUGAAGCAGAGAUGCAGAAAGACUUAAAAGACCGGAGUUUACUAAUUGACGUCUCAAAGAUUCCACGCUUGAAAACUGGUGUAAAAAAUAGCAAGUCAUCAGCUGCAGGGCAAGAGAUUCCCAGAAGUCGAGAUUCGAGGCUUGGGUCGUCACAUUCAAAAAACUUGCGCGCCCGCAACGUACUAACAAAAACUACUAUUGGAGUCAGCGGAAAUAUGCUUCUUUAUUCCAAAGCUCAUGGUCUCGUAAACGGAGGCCAAGAUUAGCU
Messenger RNA from Enterobius vermicularis (human pinworm), 2507 nucleotides. NCBI's taxonomy places the organism in Eukaryota, Metazoa, Nematoda, Chromadorea, Rhabditida, Oxyuridae. The record is from the annotation of a GenBank genome assembly.